GCGGGCCGGUGACCUGCAGUGACGCGAGCCCCGCCCGCUCAUAUACAGGCGCCCCGGGAGCGCAGGGACCGUGCUUCGCCGCCGCCGCCGCGUCCACCACCCGCCUCGCUGCCGCAGUUCCCAGCAUCAGCACCAGCGCCGCCGUGUCCACCAUCAGCGCCGCCGCCAUGCGGGAGAUCGUGCACCUGCAGGCCGGCCAGUGCGGCAACCAGAUCGGAGCCAAGUUUUGGGAGGUGAUCAGUGAUGAGCAUGGCAUCGAUCCCACUGGCACAUACCAUGGGGACAGUGACCUGCAGCUGGAGAGGAUCAACGUGUACUACAAUGAGGCCACAGGAGGAAAUUACGUCCCCAGAGCUGUGCUGGUGGACCUCGAGCCGGGCACCAUGGACUCUGUCCGCUCAGGUCCCUUCGGCCAGAUCUUUCGUCCUGACAACUUUGUGUUUGGCCAGUCUGGAGCCGGCAACAACUGGGCCAAGGGCCACUACACAGAGGGUGCCGAGCUGGUGGACGCGGUCCUGGACGUGGUCCGGAAGGAAGCCGAGAGCUGUGACUGCCUGCAGGGCUUCCAGCUGACCCACUCGCUGGGCGGGGGCACGGGGUCCGGGAUGGGCACCCUCCUCAUCAGCAAGAUCCGCGAGGAGUUCCCGGACCGCAUCAUGAACACCUUCAGCGUGGUGCCCUCGCCCAAGGUGUCGGACACGGUGGUGGAGCCCUACAACGCCACCCUGUCCGUGCACCAGCUGGUGGAGAACACAGACGAGACUUACUGCAUCGACAACGAGGCGCUGUAUGACAUCUGCUUCCGCACCCUGAAGCUGACCACGCCCACCUACGGGGACCUCAACCACCUGGUGUCGGCCACCAUGAGCGGGGUCACCACGUGCCUGCGCUUCCCGGGCCAGCUCAACGCCGACCUGCGCAAGCUGGCCGUGAACAUGGUGCCCUUCCCGCGCCUGCACUUCUUCAUGCCCGGCUUCGCGCCGCUGACCAGCCGGGGCAGCCAGCAGUACCGGGCGCUGACGGUGCCCGAGCUCACCCAGCAGAUGUUCGACGCCAAGAACAUGAUGGCCGCCUGCGACCCGCGCCACGGCCGCUACCUGACCGUGGCCGCUGUGUUCCGGGGCCGCAUGUCCAUGAAGGAGGUGGAUGAGCAGAUGCUGAGCGUGCAGAGCAAAAACAGCAGCUACUUCGUGGAGUGGAUCCCCAACAACGUGAAGACGGCCGUGUGCGACAUCCCGCCCCGCGGCCUGAAGAUGGCCGCCACCUUCAUCGGCAACAGCACGGCCAUCCAGGAGCUGUUCAAGCGCAUCUCGGAGCAGUUCACGGCCAUGUUCCGGCGCAAGGCCUUCCUGCACUGGUACACGGGCGAGGGCAUGGACGAGAUGGAGUUCACCGAGGCCGAGAGCAACAUGAACGACCUGGUGUCCGAGUACCAGCAGUACCAGGACGCCACGGCCGAGGAGGGGGAGUUUGAGGAGGAGGCCGAGGAGGAGGUGGCCUAGGACCGCCUCCAUCACUUCACAUCAGCGCCCUGCUAGGAUGCUGACCUUUGACCCCCCAAGAACCCCCUGCUUCACCUCCCAGCCUGACUCCCCUCUGACCCUACAACCUUGCACCUCUUCCCCGGCCAACCUUUGACCCUUGAGCCCCACUUUAUCUCUGACCCCCCUUGAACUCUCCCACCUUGGACACCCCCAUGAGCCCAGCUUCACUUCUGACCCUACAAGCCCCACCUUUAACUCCAUGUUCCCUCCUUCACCCCUGACCUCUCCACCCUUGACCUCCCCACGAGCCCCAUUGCACCCCCCAGACCUAUAAGCCCUGGUUUACUUCAACUCCUCCCUCUGAGUCUCUCCCUUCCUCUCUGAACUUGCCUCACCUUUGACCCCACAAGUCCCACCCGCCCUCUGAACUGACUACCUUUCUGGCUUCCAUGACCCCCCAUUUCCUUCCUGAAUUCACUCCCGUCAGCUCCCGCCGACCUUGGUUUUCCAGGGGUGCUGCUGGGGGAGAAAGAAGCCCUGGAGCAUGUGGGCAAGAGAGGCUGCUCCCCGACCCUCCCCCCGCCUCACCCUCAAUAAAUUAAUUGUUGUCCUGCC
Molecule: messenger RNA, 2099 nt
Organism: Globicephala melas (long-finned pilot whale)
Lineage: Eukaryota; Metazoa; Chordata; Mammalia; Artiodactyla; Delphinidae
Gene: TUBB4A
Product: tubulin beta 4A class IVa
Biological process (GO): mitotic cell cycle; microtubule cytoskeleton organization
Cellular component (GO): cytoplasm; microtubule
Molecular function (GO): GTPase activity; GTP binding; structural constituent of cytoskeleton
Source: RefSeq, a predicted model, not a curated record